Messenger RNA from Armigeres subalbatus, 1183 nucleotides. RefSeq names its product ubiquitin-conjugating enzyme E2 L3-like. Bases 80 to 541 code for a protein of 153 amino acids. The transcript has 4 exons. The record is from RefSeq and is a predicted model, not a curated record. NCBI's taxonomy places the organism in Eukaryota, Metazoa, Arthropoda, Insecta, Diptera, Culicidae.
CUAUAGAUCGAAAUGUCAAUGUCAAAAACAUGAAUGCUGAAACUCAAAAAUAAGUUUUUUUUCAGAAGCGACGUCCAAAAUGGCAGCCACACGAAGACUUCAAAAGGAACUGGCUGACAUCCGUGCAUCCGGUUUGAGAUCAUUCAGGGACAUAAUCGUUGACGAAGGAAACUUAUUGUUAUGGUCCGGGUUGAUCGUUCCGGAAAAUGCACCCUACAACAAAGGUGCUUUCAGAAUCGAAGUGACGUUCCCUGCUGAGUAUCCCUUUAAACCACCAAAAAUUUGUUUUAAAACCAAAAUCUACCAUCCUAACAUAGAUGAGAAAGGUCAAGUGUGCUUGCCGAUUAUUAGCGCCGAAAACUGGAAGCCAGCAACAAAGACUGAUCAAGUAAUACAAGCUCUCAUAGCACUUGUGAACGAUCCAGAACCUGAGCAUCCACUUCGUGCGGAUCUAGCAGAGGAAUAUUUAAAGGACCGCAAAAAGUUUACCAAGAACGCCGAAGAAUACACUCGGAAACACAGCGAAAAACGACCGGAAUAAGUUUCCCUUCCCACACAUACAUAAUCAACGUCCGAGAAGCAAAUCCAAAUCACAAUACACGAUCAAGCUCAUGCGUAUUGUUGUGUAUACUUAAAUUCAUCUAGUAUUUCUUUUUCCUUAAAAUUCCUUAUUUAAAACAAUAAUGGCGUUAAGCUGUCUUGUUGCGGAGUCAACGUAAAAAUAAAACAAAUGAUAAUAAAUUGAAAAGAUGAAGUUCGUUCCUCUUCUCUAUUAUUUGCUUGAUACGCGAGCUGUUUUUUCGCAUUUUUCAUUUUAUGUGUUUUGCUGUGAGAGUGCAUUAAAAAUUAAAUGGACCGUUGCUUAGCUUAGUGCGUUAUGGAGAGUUGUUAAGCUUAUAAGAUUCCUUUUUCUUUAAUUAAACUCGAUGAUUAACAAUAAUAUAAGUGAAUCAUGCUUUAACAAAAAAGAACGAAGUGAAAUAACUAAAGCAACCUAAGUUAUAAGAAAACUAAUGUAAUAACUUAAAACUCACACUGAAGUGAAUAGAAUGAAAAUGUGUAACGCAUUUAAUUUAGAUUUAAAUCAUGUACUAUGUAACACGUCUGUGACAGCAAAACUGCGUUCUAACUAUAAUUAGAAAAAAAGAAUAUGUUCAAUAAAUAUAGCGAACAAAUGUUAAAA